AUGUACAAUCGCAUUGGUGCUCCAGUAUGGCCACCACCAACAUUUCUAGUCCUAUUGAUUAACGUGUUGGGAGUUUCUGGACAAAGGGUAGGUUAAUACUUAAAAAUGGCUUUUUUGUAAAAUAUUGAAUUUUUGGUAAAAAAAUUGUUCUGAUCAAUGAAAAAAAUAUUAAAUCAAUGAAAAAAUUGUAAAAUACGUUCUAUAAAUUUAACUGAAACUUAAAGCUGAAUUAUUUAAAUUUCAGGAAGGACUAGGUGGCCUCGGAAGUAUAAUAUCAUCACGAGAUAUCGCUGAAAUCACACAAAUCGCCACCAGUUUGGCAGCACAGACAAUGAAUACUAAUUCAGAGCUACUGUAAGUUUAUUCUGCUAUUACUUAUCUUUUGGUACUUAGAAUGUUACCUAAACUUAAAAUUUAAUUUUAUUAAAAUUGGGAUUUACAAUUUGAAAUUUUAUACAUCUCACAACCAGAUGUACUAUAAUAUUAAUACUAGUAUUUCACCCUUCAGAACAAAACCAGGCCGACCAGAAAGCCGCCAAGUGCCAUUGAAUGCUCGGCCAUCUGAAAUGCUGGGCCAAACCAUAACCAAUAUGAUGCAGCCAGCUACAGAACAGCUAGCCAGAGCGCUGAACCAAAAUGGCGGAGUCAAAAGCCUCAAUCCUAAGGCAAGAGCAGUCAAAACUGAACUUCCAGUAGCCGAACUGCCACUCGAAGAUCUUUCUCCAGCUCCAAAACCCGUAAAUUCUGGCCAAAACCAGGCCAUGUCAGGCUUAUUGGAUAUGGCAAAUCAAUUUCUAGGAGGCGGAAGAGCUUCCGCAGCUGAAAGAGGUUCAGCUGGAGCUAGUCCAAGAAGUGGAGGUAUGCCAACGUUGAAGCAGCUGAUCCCUGGGGCUAUGCGAAACUUUGGCAUCUCACAAGGCGAUGGUUGUCUGCCAUUUAUGGGUGAGGUGAUGCAGGCCAUGUUCGGGAACUGUGUGAAGCAGGCUGAUGAGAGGACGUGGGAUGUGUGGGGCAAGGAGAUCACGAACGCUUUGAUGGGCGGAAAGAUUGAUCUGUUGAGGGCAAGGUAGGUUAAUAUUGGUUUGUUGGAGGGUAGGAUAGUUUGAAAUCGAAAAUAGGAUAAAAUAUACCUUAUUCUGAUCUAAAAUAAUAUAAAUUAGCUUUUUAAAAUAAAUUCAGGUAUAAAAAUGAUAUUUUUUAAAUUUUAAAUAGCCUUUAAAACGCGAUUUUUGUAAAAUACGAGAAGGCGAUUUUAAUUAAUAUUUUUCAAAUUUCAGCAAAGAAACAUGCAAAAAAGGAGCAGAACGAGAAGAAUGCGGCAAGAUCCGCCGUGCUGUGAGUGAAUGUGACAUUCUUGGCUCAAUCCAGUUGGCCAGUAAUUUUAAACGAGCGAUCGAACGGUGCGAUGAAAUCUCCGGUAUUAUCGACCAAGUGAGUUUACAGUGCAAAGACCCUAUGUCUUACGUUUGUUGCCUUACCCUACCUAACCCUACCCUACCCUAUCCUACCCUAUCCUACCCUACUUUACUCUACCCUACCCUACCCUACCCUACCCUACCCUACCCUACCCUACCCUACCCUACCCUAUCCUACCUUACCCUACCCUACCCUACCCGACCCAAUCUUACCUUACUGUAAUCUACUUUACAUUACCUUACAUUACCUUACUUUGUCUUAUAUUACAGUACCCUACCCUUCCCCAUUCUGUCUUGAUCUAUCCUAUUCUACCUCUCCUAUUUUACUGUACUCUACUUUGCUCUAUACUGUCUUACACUGCCUUACCAUAUCUAACUGAAGCCUGAUCUGAUUUAUUUUGUCCUAUUCUACAUUACUUUACUUUACACUGCUCUAUUCUAUCGUAAUCUGACCUGGCUUUAAUGUAGUCCGAUUCAGGCUGCACCCGUAGUUUUGCCAUAUCAAUAACCCUCUUAGUCUUACUUUAUGUUGAUCCUAGCCCCAACCUACAACUUAAAUGAAAGUUUUUAAAAUUUGAAAAGUUUUUAUUUUUUUUUAAUUACAUUACCUAUUGGACAAUAUUCUUUAUCAAAAGUAAUCAAAUCAAUAAUCAAAUCAAUCUUUUUCAGAACCCGGUAACGUUGAUGGAACAAAUGGGCGGUUUUAUAAACGGCGAAAUGGCUCAAGGCUUUUUGAACAACUUUUUGGGCAAAAAACGCUGA
This is a messenger RNA of Bursaphelenchus okinawaensis, 2177 nucleotides long. Lineage: Eukaryota; Metazoa; Nematoda; Chromadorea; Rhabditida; Aphelenchoididae. The record is from the annotation of a GenBank genome assembly.